UCAAUUCUAGUCACUCCAAUUUAUUCGAAUCCUAGCCCUUCAUCUCUUAUGAAAUCAAUGAUUGAGAUUAAAUUCUUUCUUUUCCCUAUUUAUAAACUAUCAAAAACUCUAAACCUAAAACCUCACCUUCUUAUUCUCUCCUCCUCCCUGCCUUCCCUUUCGCACUUCUCUUCGUCUUCUCCUCUCCAGCGAGCUGCCACGCUGCUCCGAUCAGCGGCGACCAGUGAGAGAGGCAGCGAAAUUCCGGCGAGAUGCUCCAGGCGGCGCUUCCCCUUCCCCCUUUUCUCCUUCCCUCUCAGAUCUCUCCUCCCUCCUCUUCUCCUUGUUCUUUUUUUCUCUCUCUUUGCAGGACCACCAGGAAGCAGGCUCCGGUGAAGAACAGUGACAAGCAGCAACGAACCAACGCCAGCAACAACAACCAGACGCUGCCUCAUCUCAAUAUCAGGCGAGCAUCUGUGAAAGCCAGCUCCGACCAGCUGCAAUUCGACGAUUCUCCUCUUUUGCGACGAGGACGGACAACAUACUCCUGCGAGCAUUUCGAGGUUAUGAGACAGAUCUUUAACAGAUCCGUCCAGGAGUUUUCCGUUGUUCGUAGACGAGAAAGACGAGCGAGGGAGAAACAGAUAGUCUCCAUGGCUUCACCAAGUGUAUUCUCAAAUGGCAUAAGGAAAAGUUGUUGAUCGAGGCAGAAUGUGGACUGAGACUCAUAGGAGAAAAGAUGGGGUAAGUAUUCUUUUUGUAGACAAUUACUCGAGUAGAUGAUUAUGGUAGUGCACUAUUUGAGAUUUUGUUCUUUAACUCAAUUUGGCUUAAUUAUAACCCUAGAUAAGAAGGUUUGGUGGUCGAAGAUUAGGGUAGUGGAAUAGUAGGUAGCUUAGUAUUGUCGUACAUUUAUGUGGGAGACGCAGAGGCUAGUCUCUUUUUCUUAUCGUCUUUGUAUCCAGUAGUAAUAUUUGUAUUUACCUAAUAUCUUAUUUAAUAGACAUAGAAUCCAUUGAGACAUCAGAAGAUAAAUAGUAGUAUAAAUCCGACAUAUAAUCCAUUGAGACAUUAAAAAUGUCAAUAUAUAUAGUAUAUUUUUAGUAAUAAAAUCAUUAUAUCAAAUAGUAAUAAAAUAUAAACUAACUAGGUAAUUUACCCACGCUUAGCACGGGCAUAAGAAAUCUUUCUAACCUUUUGAACAACUUUACAAAUGAUCGACUCUUAUAAGAAAAAAAAAGUAAAUUUUCGUAGGGUUUUAGAACAUUUAUAGACAAAUUACACCAGUUUACAUUAUUUCAUGUCUAAAAUUUUUUAAAUGUAUAAUUAAUGAUUUAAAAUAUCUUGAUAUCUAAUUAUUUUUAUAUUUUACAUAAUUAUCAUAUUAUAUGUUUGAUGAUAUAAUAUUCUUGUAAAAGUUGAGUGAUAUUUUUAUGUAGCGAUUAAUAAUAACUUUUUUAUAUACAUGAAAAUAUAGAAUAUGAUAAUUCUAUGGUUAUCAUAACUCCUUGUGUAAAAAAAUUUAUGCUAAUAUUUUUUAUUAUCAAUAUUAUUUAUAAAUAAGUUAUGCCCGUUAAAAACUAUACACCGCAACAACAUAAAUAAUAUUUUUAGAGACAAUAUACUUGUCUGAGGUCAAAUUUUCUCCACUUUUUGUUAAUAUUACUUUGUUAUUCUAAGAAAAAUUUAUACAAGGAGAAAAAUAUAUUUUGAACAACAACAAAAUAAUAUUGUUGCCGUUAUAGAAAUUCAUUCUUCAUUAAACUCUGGAAGGCCCUUCCGGAUUCUUCAUCAAUGCAACUUUACGACUUUUUAGGAAUAUUUAUUUAUGAUUGUUACAUUAUGAAAGUACACAUAAAUUAGAAUGUUAUAUUGUAGACUCAUGUUAAAGAAACAUUUUUGAACAUUAAAAAAUUAAAAAUGAGCUAACCUAGAUAAUUCGAACGCUCAGCAAUGACUUGGGACAUGAAGGACAAAAAAUCUAUAUUAAUAGACAUAUCUUUUAUAGAUUGAAAUAUUACUUUUAUUUAAAGUAGAUUUUGCUACAUAUCCUUCAAAUUAAUCUUGACUAAAAUAGUCGUAACUCACAACAAAAAUAUUUAGAAGAGACGAAUGAAAAGGAAAAAUUAGGAAAACAUAAAAAGGACUAAAAUCGUUAUCAUAGUCAGAUUAUAUACAUACAAACCAAAAGGAAUCAAUAUAAUUGUAAGGAGACAACAUAACAGCGAGAAAAACAUACAUUAAAGGGAGUAAACUAUAGGAUAUUCAAUGAUGAUAACAAAUUAUUCUAACCAGAAAAAUUCUUAUCUUUUGAAAUAACAUACCUCAAAAAACUGAAUAGCAUUUCAAUCAACUUUCAAUCCUUAAAGUAAUCAUAAUAUCGAGUGAUAAAAUUAGGGAUAAUGCACAAGUAUCCCCUCAAUCUAUGUCCGUAUUCUCAGAGACACACUUAUGCUAUAAUAAGAUCAUAUUACAUCCUUGAACUUAUUUUAUUAAUUAUUUUCUACCCUUUUCGGCCUAUGUGGCAUUAUCUUGUGGGCCCAACGCUGGUUGACUUUUUCUUUCAAAUUAGUGCCACGUAGGCU
Messenger RNA from Solanum pennellii, 2564 nucleotides. RefSeq lists its product as uncharacterized. The transcript has 3 exons. The record is from RefSeq and is a predicted model, not a curated record. NCBI's taxonomy places the organism in Eukaryota, Viridiplantae, Streptophyta, Magnoliopsida, Solanales, Solanaceae. Bases 252 to 680 code for a protein of 142 amino acids.